CUUGAGGGUGGAGAAGGGAUGUUGAAGUCAAAGCCAGUGGUUGGCUCUAGUAAUCUGGAGAUGGGCACUCAGCUUUCUGGGGUGUAAACAGAAGCCUCAUUCUUGCAAGGAGCUGGUGAGGGAAUAAGUCUCAGUCUGCACACUGUACCAACCUGAGACUGCAGUUUGGACCAAAAACUUCACCCUUUCUCAAGGAUGGACUACGCAAAGAAGUCUCUGUGCUUGCUUUCCCCUCGGUCCCUCACCAAGUGUGUGUCAGCCAACGCUCCUCAAGCCCGGCCUUACCGAGUCAGCAACUGUGACCGCACCGUCCGCAAGGGGAUCAUGGCCGACAGCCUGAGGGAUCUCCAUGAGAAGGUACGCAGUGCCCUACUCUUAGCAGGCAACAUCUCCAUUGUCCUGGAUGAAGAUGGCACCACCGUCGAGACAGAGGAGUUCUUCCAGACUCUGGAGGAUGGGACAGUCUUGCUGGUGUUGACCAAAGGACAGACAUGGCGCCCAGCCAAGACAGCAGGCUACCAGCUCUCUCUGUCCCACAAGCCCCGGCGCAGGAUUGACGUGGCCUGUGUAACCUUUGACCUCUACAAGACCGACCCUCGGGACUUCAUUGGCUGCCUGAAUGUCAAGGCCACGCUCUAUGGGACGUACAGCAUGUCUUAUGAUGUACAGUGCUAUGGAGCCAAGAGGAUAAUGAUGGAAGCUCUACGCUGGACCCUCUUCACCAUGCAAGCGACGGGUCACGUGUUGCUCGGCACGUCCUGUUACAUGCAGCAGUUGCUGGAUGCCACCGAGGAGCCAAAGGAGGAAAAUGCGUCGCCUCGGUGCCUCCUGCAGUCCCCUCCCACCAGGAAGAUGCUGCAGUGAUGGUUGGGGAGAAUCUUGCCUGCCACUGACUUUCAUGCUGAGACUUUUGACAUCCCCUGCACAAUGUAGCCACGCGGACUAAGGUGUUGUAGGAAGGAGCACGAACAUUCACGCCCCUGCCUGGCCCUCAGGCAGAAACUGCUGGGGAUCCAGGAAGUCUCACUGCUGCUGUAUUAUUUAAACGCACUCUAAUUUAUAUUACUCUUUAAUGGGAUAUUAUCAUUGCCAUAACUCCCAGGCGGAAGCUGGUUGCCGGGCAGAGCCCAGCCUCCCCUUCACCUCCAUGUAUUUAUUUUAGAUAUGGGAUUUUAGCCUGCAUGGUGUCAAGUCUUGUUCACAUGGGCUUGUAUUGCAUUGUUAAUAAAUAUUG
Molecule: messenger RNA, 1234 nt
Organism: Podarcis muralis (Common wall lizard)
Lineage: Eukaryota; Metazoa; Chordata; Lepidosauria; Squamata; Lacertidae
Gene: CIDEC
Product: cell death inducing DFFA like effector c
Biological process (GO): apoptotic process; regulation of apoptotic process
Source: RefSeq, a predicted model, not a curated record